AUGUCCGCGUCGAUGCUCACCCUCACGGCCGAAAGUUGGACCUGGGCCUCGCGCCGCCUCCUGCUGGGCUCCUGGCGCAAGCUGCAGGUCGAGGACGCCCUCAUGCUGCUCGCCAUGUCCACCGACACCGUCCUCAUGGUCAGCAUGAACAUUAUAUCGACGACGUCGAGCAACCUCAUUGACCCCAACGACCCGACGCCCCUGGACGAGGCCAACAUCCAGGAGCGCGUCUUCGGCUCCAAGAUGGUCCUCGUCGUCGAGCAGAUGCAGUGCAUCACCAUCUGGCUCGUCAAGGCGUGCCUGCUCAUCAUGUACCACCGCCUCACCAUGUCCCUGCGCCAGAACCUGGCCGUCAAGAUCGUCGCCGCCUACGCCGUGAUCACCUUUGUCGUCAUGGAGGUCCUCUACCUGGGCGUCUGGUGCCGGCCCUUUACCGAGUACUGGGCGGUGCCCCCCAAGAGCACCCAGUGCUCCGCCGCCACGAACCACCUCAUCACUAAUGCUGUCUUCAACAUCUCGUCAGACAUUAUGAUCAUCGCCAUCCCGCUGCCUAUCUUCCUCAAGUCGACACUGUCGCCCAAGCGCAAGGCCGUACUCUGCGGCGUCUUCGCCGUUGGCACCUUUACCAUUGUCUCGGCCGUGCUCAACAAGUACUACUCCUUCAACCAGCCAUUUGGCAGCGACUGGACCUUCUGGUACAUUCGCGAGUCGUCGACGGCCCUCAUCGCCGCCAACCUGCCCCUGACGUGGACCCUGAUGCAGCGCGUCUUCAACCUCAAGAGCUUUGCCGAAAAGUACUACUCGAACCAGCGCUCGCGCACAGGCGGCGUCCAGACCAACUCGCAGUUCCGCUCGACAAACUACAUUGACCGCCAGCGCCACCGACGACGCGCCGACAGCCUCGGGUCCCUGGGCGAGACGGACCGCUCCGCCAGCGAGGAGCACAUUAACCCCAUCCCACUCAAAAUAUAUCAGAAGCACGAGGUGGAGAUUAGCACCCUGCCCGCGCAGGACGACGAUGGCCGAAGGAUGCGCAUGGCGUCCUCAGACUCGCUGCCCGAUGGACUCAAGACCGUCACCAACGUCCGGGGCGGCCAGUCUAUGGGGAGUCGGCGGACCGAGGAGGACGGGUCCGUCAAGAGCGUGGGAGGGGCGGUUGUAUGA
This is a messenger RNA of Emericellopsis cladophorae, 1164 nucleotides long. RefSeq lists its product as uncharacterized. The transcript has 3 exons. Lineage: Eukaryota; Fungi; Ascomycota; Sordariomycetes; Hypocreales; Bionectriaceae. Bases 1 to 1164 code for a protein of 387 amino acids. The record is from RefSeq and is a predicted model, not a curated record.